GACAGUUUCAUUGUCGUGUCAGUCAAGUUUACGGGUCGGGCACGGGUUUGCGCCCAGGUGCGGCUGUGUGUGUGAUGUGUCUGUGCCCACGGCACGAUGAGAGACUGUGGUAUACUCAUAUUUAACUGCACUCGACGCCUCUGCCAUUGGAUAUAUUCUGGGAUUACGUUUAUUAUAUUUUGCUGCAAUGGGAACAAGGUAUCCGACAGCUCGGAGACCCGUCACAUCACGGUGGGCGAGGUGGACUUGGCGGACAGGAGGAAGCAUAACAAGAUCAAGACCUCCAAGUACACCCUCCUCACGUUCAUACCCAAGAACCUGUCCGAGCAGUUCCGCAGAGUGGUCAACUUUUAUUUCUUGAUUGUCACAGUCAUUGCAAUAGUUAUCGACAGCCCCGUGUCGCCGAUGACAAGCGUCGCGCCGCUCACUUUCAUGGUGUUCGUGACAGCUGUGAAGCAAGGCUACGAGGAUUGGCUCCGGCACAAGGCAGACAAUAAGGUCAACAACCAAAACGUGGAAAUAAUCCACAAUGGCGUUGUGAAGGAGGUCCGUAACUCGUCCAUCGCUCCCGGCACGCUGGUUAGAGUGAAAAGAGGAUGCGAGGUUCCAGCCGACCUGGUACUGCUGUGUUCAGCGGGUUCAAAGGGGAAAUGCUAUGUGACAACUGCCAAUUUGGAUGGAGAAACCAAUUUGAAAACUUUAAGGGUACCGCCGCCGCUGGUUGGCUGCAGCUCAGACCUUUUGCCUCCAGGGAUGAACAUAACGGUGCCAAACCCUGAAGCCAAUUUAUACCGUUUUCACGGAUCUCUAACAGUCCCUGGACACGAACCCUUGACCCUUUCUACUGACAACCUAAUGCUGAGGGGGUCCAGAGUGAAAAAUACGGAAUGGGCCAUCGGUUGCGCUGUAUAUACAGGGGAGGAAACGAAAUUGGCGUUGAAUUCAAAAUUCACAAGUAACAAAUUCUCAUCAUGCGAGUUGGCAGUCAACGCCUUCCUCGCAUUCUUUAUACUGCUGCUUCUUGUAGAGGUCGCGGCAUCCAUGGCCGCCAAGAUAAUUAUACAAAGGAAAAACCCCGGACACAUCCUGUACUUGGGCGUGUAUACAGAUUAUUCUAAAGUGAAACACGUCCUGCAAGAUUUGUUUUCGUUUCUGUUGCUGUACUAUUACAUUAUACCGAUGUCGCUGUAUGUUACUAUCGAACUUUAUAAGUUUAUUGGUGCUCUUUAUUUCGGUUGGGAUAAAGACCUUCAAUGCGAAGAGACUGGCAAACCGGCCGUAGCCAAUACAUCCGACCUGAACGAAGAGUUGGGCCAAGUGGAGGUGUUGUUCUCUGACAAAACUGGCACUCUAACCAAAAACCAGAUGGUUUUUAAAGCCUGCUCCAUCAGGGGACACGUUUACGAAGAGAGGGACUCGGUGUUGUACGACAUGGAGAGGUCAGAAGAAGCGAAUGUUACACAGACAGACGUCAAAUUCUUCUUCACGAUUCUCGCUCUUUGUCACGGCGUACAAAUAUCAAAUGAGGAUUUGAUACAAUUGAACGAUCCAUUAGCGAACAAGAAUCAACUGAAGAUAAAGUUUUUUGGAAAGAAAAAGACUAAUAAAAGUUCAUCUCAACUGCAAGGUAAUACUGAGGAGGCAAAUAAUGUUGAAAAUGGCUUGCAAAAUGAAAACAAUAAAAUAGAAUAUCAAGGUAGCAGUCCAGAUGAAAAAGCUUUGGUUGAGGCAGCGUACAGGUUUGGAGUGGCCUUCUGGGGCGAACAGGGAAAUGACUUAUUGGUAAAAAUUGGUACCGAGAUAGAGAUGUACGAGAAAUUGCAAGUAAUCGAAUUCACUUCUGAACGCAGAAGGAUGUCCGUUAUAGUCAGAGAUAAAGACGGGAAGAUAUGGUUAUUUUGUAAGGGUGCCGAAAGUGCUGUUUUACCACUGUGCAAAGACUCCGUCAUAAUUGAAGACGUGAAUAGAGAUAUAGAUACAUUCGCUAACAGAGGUCUUAGGACUUUAGCUGUUGCAUACAGGACAAUAUCGCAAGAAGAAUAUGCCAGAGUUGCUGAAUCAGGACAAAAUACAGAAGCAUCGAGUGCAAGUACCUUGGAACAAAUAACAAAAAGGUAUAGAAAGUUUGAGAGCGAUCUAACACUGAUUGGUGCAACCGCCGUCGAGGACUGCCUGCAAGAUGAUGUGGUGGACACGUUAGCUGCUUUGAGGAGAGCCGGGAUUAAGACAUGGGUUUUGACUGGAGAUAAGGUGGAGACAGCCAUAAAUGUGGCGCAGUCGUGCGGGCACAUAUCUGAAAACGAUAGGAGAAUGUUCCUUAUCGGAGUCACGAUGGAUUCUGUCGAUGUUCAUUUGGAGCAAUGUAGACGUAUCAUAAGUGAACAAAGCUACAAGGACUUGACGCUAGUCGUGGAUGGAACAAGCGUAGGCGCCAUAUUGGGCACGCCCUCGGCUCAUAUCUUCGCAGAUAUAUCUAUGAAGUGCGAUGCUGUGUUAUGUUGCAGAUUGUCUCCCAUACAAAAGGCGGAGAUAGUGAAAUUAAUAAAACAUUGUCCUUCGCACCCAAUCACAGCUGCAAUUGGAGACGGUGCAAACGAUAUAUCAAUGAUUCAAGAAGCUCACGUCGGCUUUGGUAUUUUCGGAAGGGAAGGCCAUCAAGCUGCUAGAUGUGCCGAUUUUGCAUUUACAAAAUUCUCAAUGGUGAAGAAAAUACUCUUAGUAUUGGGUCACUGGUAUUAUCAAAGAUUAGCGACCUUAAUACAUUACUUUAAUUAUAAGAAUUUAGUCUUCGGAAAUAUUAUGUUUUUCUUUCAAAUAAACAACGGGUUUUCCACACAAUCGAUAUACAACUCGAUGUACCUGACUGCGUACAAUUUGAUAUUUACGUCGGUGCCGUGCCUGAUACUCGCGGUCACUGAACAGAGGUGGCCCGCCUCAUUACUGCUGCAGAACCCUACAUUAUAUCGAGAGAUCAGUCGAAACAAACUGAUGACGUGGAGCAAUUUUUUUGUGUGGGUCCUGUCUGCGUGCUACCAUUCAGUCAUCAUUUAUAUGUUCACGCUGUUGGUCUUCACAAGUUCGGUCAUCAGUGAAGAUGGAAAAAACAUUGACUUAACGUCAUACGGAGCAGCACUGUUCCACUUAACGAUAAUGGUGGUGAGCCUCAAGCUGUGGCUGCAGGCGCGCUAUCACACUGUCCUCUUCGUGAUCUCCAUACUGCUCUCUAUUUUAGUCUAUGUUGCGUUCGACUCCGUUUACGCAACUGUUUCAAUACCAUCAGACGCCGACCCUAUAGGGACGUACACAAGACUGUUAUCGUCUCUCUCAUUCUGGUUGCUGAACUUACUGGUGGUGGCGGCGUGUCUAGCGCCUGACUUCUGCGCUCGCCUCAUAUCCGACAAGUGGGGCAAGAGGCAGCUACCUAGCAUGCAUUUUAUGCAGGAAAUUUUUGUGACCAGAUUAUGAGCUAAAAGUUCAUUAAACAAUAUAUUCCAGAGGCCUUUAACCUUUAAAAAAAGUAUAUAUGUACUUUCAGACAUUGCCCAUAGUUAUUAGCUGCUCUCUUAUUUUGGAGUGGGCAUUAGACAAUUCUAGUGUGGGCAAGGCCCACCCGGCCUCCCUUUAAAUAUACUUAUGUGAACUAGAAACAUAAUGACGUGCUGUUUUACAGAUUAAUAUUUGUUGAAAAAUAUUAUUCUUAUUUAGUACCUGUCUCUUGAAAUAUUUUUUUUUUACGUGUAAACAAAUUAGGCAAAGGAACUUUGUGCAUAAUUAUAUUGUUUUAAACGAUGUAACACGAGCAAAGUUUGUUGUUGGCUGCGUAGUAGCAUAUCACCUAGUAAGUAACUAGGUCUUGUGAUAAUAUAUUAUGACCUUAGAUUAUAUACAUAGAGCAUCGAGCCACAAAAACGGUCAACUUUUUGUCAGCUAAUUGUCAAAUUUUUCUUUUUUCGCUUUUCUCGAAGCAUUUGUAAGGAGGCACUUUAUCUAAAUAAUCUAAGAUUAUGACAUUACAGGGAUAAAAAACGAAUUAAUGAUUACAAAUAUAGAAAUAAAAUUAAUUUAUUUAUAUAAUAGAUUAAUGUACCUAUUGUUACAUAAUGUAAUUAUGUUGAUUUCAAUAUAUGAAAUCAUGAUUUGUGAUAAUAUUGUGAUUGACAAUUAGACUAGUUGUUUACUGAUACAUAUGUUACAAUAUGUGCAAAGAUAAAUUUAUUUUUAUAACUUUAUAAAUUUAUUUUUAUAAGAAAGAAUGAAGAAAUAAAUAAUUUAAUCAAACAAGCAUGCGACUCACACAGUAGCACACAAAACAUGAACAAAACAAACAAAAAAAAAAGCAA
This is a messenger RNA of Galleria mellonella (greater wax moth), 4340 nucleotides long. Its product is annotated as phospholipid-transporting ATPase IF-like. Lineage: Eukaryota; Metazoa; Arthropoda; Insecta; Lepidoptera; Pyralidae. Gene Ontology annotation, molecular function: ATP binding; ATPase-coupled intramembrane lipid carrier activity; ATP hydrolysis activity. Gene Ontology annotation, biological process: phospholipid translocation. The transcript has 17 exons. Gene Ontology annotation, cellular component: plasma membrane; trans-Golgi network; endoplasmic reticulum. Bases 97 to 3465 code for a protein of 1122 amino acids. The record is from RefSeq and is a predicted model, not a curated record.